Gaeumannomyces tritici R3-111a-1 is the source of this 1440-nucleotide messenger RNA. RefSeq lists its product as hypothetical. The record is from RefSeq and is a predicted model, not a curated record. Lineage: Eukaryota; Fungi; Ascomycota; Sordariomycetes; Magnaporthales; Magnaporthaceae. The coding region runs from base 177 to 1337 and encodes 386 amino acids. The transcript is spliced from 3 exons.
UAUACAUAAUGGCAGGCCUGCCUCGGACGCGCGCAGCCCCCCGGCUCGACAUCGCUUCUUCUCCCCCUCUUCCAUAACCUCCAGCAAACCUUCUACCAUCUAGGCCGCCGCUUGCUUGAAUGGGCGAGCAGGUCACGCCCACAACCUGGGCCGCAGCCUAAAGCGAAUUCGUCAAAAUGCCUGAAGUCGGUCCCGGUGGCGUGGCGGUUCUGGUCUCCCAAUGGUUGCUUAUAUCCAUAUCGGCCGCCAUAAUCGCCGCCCGUCUAUGGCUACGAGUUGUGGUACAGCGGCGUCGCCUAUGGGCCAGUGAUAUCCUCAUGUUCCUGGCCUGGCUGGCUUCUGUCGCGACGGCCGCAUCCGACAUCGUUUUCUUCAGGAUGGGCGCGCUCGAGCCUCACAUCGACACUUUCCUCCGACAAUACGAAGGCAAUGUAGAGGAUGUGAUAUUGAUCUUAAAGCUCUUCUGGAUCAGCUUCAUACCGUUCUACCUGACCUUUUAUCUGUGCAAGGCCGCCCUGCUCGCGACCUUCCUGCAGCUGUUCCCCCGGUUCAUGAAGCGCCGCCGACUCGCACUCUGGUGCGUCGCCUGCUACACGGCCGUCUGCUUCGUCGUCUCGAUCCUCUACCUCACCACCGGGUGCCUGCCCGUGGAGCGCAACUGGUCGAUCGGGGAGGACGCCUGCCCCACCGAGUUUACAGGCACGUCGUUCAGGCUGGCUUGGGCGCUGCACUUCUCGAGCGACGUGUUCAUCUUCGCGCUGCCAUGGAUGAUCCUGCACGAGAUCCAGAUGAAGCGGACCAUGAAGGCGGGCAUCUACUGCACCUUUCUGCUCGGCCUGCUCAACCUGACCAUCUGCGUCGUCCGCUUCGCCACCAUCCAGGGCGCCGGCAGCGACCAGUCGGUGCCGCUGAGCCUGGUCGACCUGUGGAGCAGCCUUGACUGCAACAUCACGCUCGUCAUCGCCUGCCUGCCGUCGCUGCGCCCUUACUUCCGCUCACGCAGGACCCUCAUGGGCCCCUCGGACAGGUACGCGGGAGGCAAGUACGGCGGCGGCUCGACCUCGGUCCGGAAGUCGGCGGCGCCGGCGCCCGGCGGCAUGUCCAAGCGCGGGUUCGAGUCCCUAGACGAGGAGAGGGGCGCCGGCGCCCUCAGCCCGACGCCGCCCGGCAGCAUGGGCGGAGUCAUGCGCACCACGACCAUACACGUCCACCGCGAGCCGUCCGUCUUGUCCGAUAUCACGCCGGGCGGAAACUCGUGGCUGCAGGACGAGAGGGAAAAGAGCGAUAUAGAGCUGGUCGCCGUCAAGAAGCCAACGGCAGCAAGGGAAGAGGUUUAGUCAUUUAAUGGCCGUAAUAGUUUAUGAGUAUUUUCGAAUCUAGGAGCCUGGUGACCUGGUCCGAACUGACAUCUCUCUGUCAUAACUGUCACUGUAAUUGCCU